This is a messenger RNA of Fukomys damarensis (Damara mole-rat), 1931 nucleotides long. It is a transcript of the gene Spns1, whose product is annotated as sphingolipid transporter 1 (putative). Gene Ontology annotation, molecular function: transmembrane transporter activity. The transcript has 13 exons. Bases 131 to 1717 code for a protein of 528 amino acids. Lineage: Eukaryota; Metazoa; Chordata; Mammalia; Rodentia; Bathyergidae. Gene Ontology annotation, biological process: transmembrane transport. The record is from RefSeq and is a predicted model, not a curated record. Gene Ontology annotation, cellular component: membrane.
GGCCUCCGCGUGGGAGGGGCCGGGCGUCUGCGACCAGCUCCUCUGCAGACGUCAUCUGGGUCACACAGCCCCGCGCUCGGUGGAAUCGUCUCCGGGACCGGAGCGCGGGCCGGUUUGCCCCCCCGGGACCAUGGCCGGGUCCGACACCGCGCCCUUUCUCAGCCAGGCGGAUGACCCAGAUGAUGGGCCGGUGUCUGGGACCCCGGGCUUGCCAGGGCCCUUGGGAAACCCAAAGUCGGGGGAGCCCGAGGUCCCGGACCGGGAGGGGCUGCAGCGCAUCACGGGUUUGUCUGCGGGCCGUUCCACUCUCAUCGUGGCCGUGCUGUGCUACAUCAACCUCCUGAACUACAUGGACCGCUUCACUGUGGCAGGCGUCCUUCCAGACAUCGAGCAGUUUUUCAGCAUCGGAGACAGUAGCUCUGGCCUCAUCCAGACCGUGUUCAUCUCCAGUUACAUGGUGUUGGCACCUGUGUUUGGCUACCUGGGUGACAGGUACAAUCGGAAGUAUCUCAUGUGCGGGGGCAUUGCCUUCUGGUCCCUGGUGACACUGGGGUCAUCCUUCAUCCCCAGAGAGCGUUUCUGGCUGCUCCUCCUGACCCGGGGCCUAGUGGGGGUCGGGGAGGCCAGUUACUCCACCAUCGCGCCCACCCUCAUUGCCGACCUCUUCGUGGCUGACCAGCGGAGCCAGAUGCUCAGUGUGUUCUACUUCGCCAUCCCGGUGGGCAGUGGCCUGGGCUACAUUGCAGGCUCCAAAGUGAAGGAUGUGGCUGGCGACUGGCACUGGGCUCUGAGGGUGACACCAGGCCUGGGGGUGGUGGCUGUUCUGCUGCUGUUCCUGGUGGUGCGCGAGCCGCCCAGGGGCGCUGUGGAGCGGCACUUGGAUUCUCCGCCCCUGAGCCCCACCUCGUGGUGGGCAGAUCUGAGGGCUCUGGCAAGAAACCCCAGUUUCGUCCUGUCUUCCCUUGGCUUCACUGCUGUGGCCUUUGUCACCGGCUCGCUGGCCCUCUGGGCCCCCGCAUUCCUGCUGCGCUCCCGAGUGGUCCUGGGGGAGACGCCCCCCUGCCUCCCCGGAGACUCCUGCUCAUCCUCGGACAGCCUCAUUUUUGGGCUCAUCACCUGCCUGACUGGGGUCCUGGGUGUGGGCCUGGGUGUAGAGGUCAGCCGCCGCCUGCGCCGCUCCAACCCCCGGGCCGAUCCGCUGGUGUGUGCCACUGGCCUCCUGGGCUCUGCUCCCUUCCUUUUCCUGGCCCUCACCUGCGCCCGCGGCAGCAUUGUGGCCACCUAUAUCUUCAUCUUCGUGGGAGAGACCCUGCUGUCCAUGAACUGGGCCAUUGUGGCUGACAUCCUGCUGUACGUGGUCAUCCCCACGCGCCGCUCCACCGCCGAGGCCUUCCAGAUUGUGCUGUCUCACCUGCUGGGUGAUGCGGGGAGCCCCUACCUCAUCGGCCUGAUCUCAGACCGCCUGCGCCGGAGGUGGCCCCCGUCCUUCCUGUCUGAGUUCCGGGCCCUGCAGUUCUCUCUCAUGCUCUGUGCCUUCAUUGGGGCACUGGGUGGCGCUGCCUUUCUGGGCACUGCCAUGUUCAUUGAGGGUGAUCGCCGGCGGGCUCAGCUCCACGUGCAGGGUCUGCUUCCCGAGGCAGGACCCGCAGAUGACCGCAUCGUGGUGCCCCAGCGAGGCCGCUCCACCAGGGUCCCCGUGUCCAGCGUGCUCAUCUGAGGCCGCCGCUCACUGCCUCUGGCCAUGGGCCUCCUGGGAGGUGCCCAGACGAAACCCCUGGCCGGCCUGGCUUCUAGGAGUGAGCCCUGGGCUGUGUGCUGGCUCCCAGACUACGUGGAUGGCUGGGACGCUGGGGCCUGGGAGGGGCGCCCCUCCGCUAGGGCAGCCCUGGGCUGGUGCUAUUUGUAACAAUAAAGUUUGUAGCCUGACCGUG